CUGGGAGGACGGGCCGCCGGGGCUGCGGAGCCUGCGGGUGUGCAGCGCGGCCGUGGGCGCGCUAGGGAGGGCUACGCAGUGGAGGCGCGCGCUGGACCUCUUCCGGCGCGUGCGGCUCAGCCGCCUGCGGCUCGACGCCGUGAGCGUCAACGUCGCCGUGGCCGCCUGCCGGGAGGCUGGGCGCUGGGAGAGCGGCCUGGGGCUGCUCGCGGAGGCCAGGAGGGACGGCCUCCCCCCGACGCUGGUGGGCCUCAACACCCUGCUGAGCGCGUGCGGGCGCGCGGGCGCCUGGCGCGAGGGCCUCGCCGCGCUCGGGGCGGCCGCCGCCGAGGGGAUGCUGCAGGGGUGGGAGCCCGACGUCAUCAGCCACAGCACGGUCAUCAGCGCGUGCGACAGGUGUGCGCAGUGGCAGCCAGCGCUGGCUCUGCUGAGCGCCAUGCGGCCUCCGCUGCCUCCACCGGACGCCUACGCCUUCAACUCCACGAUCAGCGCGUGCGGCCGCGCAGGGCGUUGGGAGCUCAGCGUGGAGCUCUUGGGCCGCAUGCGCCGUGAGAGUGUGCUCCCCGACGUGGUGAGCCUCACCGCCUGCCUGGCCGCAUGCGAGGCGGCCACGUGCUGGAGCGCCGCGGUGGCGCUGCUUCAUGGCGCCGGACGGCUCCAGAUCGCCCCGAACGCCGCUAGCCUCAACGCUGCCAGUGGCGCGUGCAGCCGUGGCGCCCAGUGGCACCAGUGCCUGGAGCUCCUGCGGGUGAUGGAGCGCCGCGGGCUGUCGCCCGACCUCAUCAGCUUCAACGUGGCCCUAUCGGCCUGCGCGAGGCGGGGGCUCUGGCAGCGCGGCCUCGCACUCCUCGCCGAGGCCGCAUCCCGCAGGCUGAGGCCAGCCGCGCUGACGUGCAACCUGGCGUUGGACGCGUGCAAAGCGGGCGGUGCCUGGCGCCACGCGCUGAGCCUCCUCGCGGCUUGCCACCGCCUGCGCCGCGAGCUGGACGUCGUCGGCCUCAACACCGCGCUCGUGGCCUGCGCCCGCGGCUGGGCGUGGCGCUGCGCCCUGGGGCUGCUGCAGCUCAUGCCCGCCCUCGCGGUGCAGCCCGACGCGACCAGCGUCUCGGCCGCCGUGGCCGCGCUGGAGCAGGGCGAGCGCGGCGCCCCCGGCGAGGCGAGGCUCCAC
Molecule: messenger RNA, 1168 nt
Organism: Prorocentrum cordatum
Lineage: Eukaryota; Dinophyceae; Prorocentrales; Prorocentraceae
Source: the annotation of a GenBank genome assembly